Letharia lupina is the source of this 1563-nucleotide messenger RNA. RefSeq lists its product as uncharacterized. The transcript has 2 exons. NCBI's taxonomy places the organism in Eukaryota, Fungi, Ascomycota, Lecanoromycetes, Lecanorales, Parmeliaceae. The record is from RefSeq and is a predicted model, not a curated record. Bases 1 to 1563 code for a protein of 520 amino acids. Gene Ontology annotation, biological process: protein phosphorylation. Gene Ontology annotation, molecular function: protein kinase activity.
AUGCGCACUCUUAUCGAUCUCGAAGUUGACCCUGAGCCCGCGAGCAAGCGCACCCGGCUGUCGCUAGACCAAUUGCCAACUCCUCCCCACUCGACUCAAGACAGGUAUCCUGAACAGCUCAGCUCUCUCUGCGACUCUUCAGACUGGCGAGAACGGCUCAAGUCAUCGCUUCUCAGGCCUCUUGACAACCAUUAUCCGCAUACUACCAAGCAGCUUACGGCCAACCCGCGAUUGAGCGCCUGGCUCGACGCAGUUUCUCAUCCUCGCGCCGAUUCCUGUCCAGCCAGUCCUCAUAUAUUUUCGCUACCGAGCUCCCCGUCUGGAUCUCAUUACGAUCAGCUCAAACGUCCACAAAGUUGUGAAGCUCGUUUUGACCUUGUCAGGCAUAAACGGCCAGCGAGCGGCUUAGACCCGAAAUCUAAACGCGCUCGCUUGACUUUGACGGCACUCCAAAAAAUGUCGCAGCAAGAAUCACAAUAUGCUGAAAGCCUUGUACCUCGGUCCAACUCCUCGAGAAACAAGGCACCCGGUACUUCAGACGCUGCGUACGUAGAUACGCUCUACAGCCACGGCAUCGUUAUGGACCUUUCAGGAAGGAAGAUACCUAAAGAGCUUACGCCUUUGAAAGAGAGAAUACUACAAAAGCGAUCCUCACCACAACUAGAUGACUCAGCUGUCUUCUCGGUCAUGGACGCAGCGGAGGAGCUUGCGUAUAAUUCAGAAGGUCCAACAAACAAGAUCCUUAGGACACCCAUGUUUCCGCUCGGGUAUGGUGGCUUGGUAGAGGGUGGAAACACUCAAUGGAAUACUGUCGCUAUGCCUAACAACCCCCAAUGUGACAACAAGCUCUCGGCGCCCAGACCCGAUGCCUAUCUGGCCUAUCCGCGCGGUUCAAAAUCUCCUUGGACGGUCAAACAAAACAACGUCAUCAAUCAUCCUAGGGUACGGCCGUACUCCCAACCGGCAAAACGCAAUACGUUUCCAUCUCUCUCAUUGGAGCUGAAGGCUGAAUCCGCUGGUGGAGUGCUAACCACAGCGGAGGCGCAGGCUGCGGGCAGCGGAUCUCAUUCCGUCAAUUCAAUACUCUGGCUUCUUGAGGAGGCUAAGGCGGCUGGCCUCACUGAAGUAGACCUGAUGCAGGACACUGUGUCUUUCUCGGUUGUGUCGUCUCACAGACAGGCCGUAGCCUACCUCCAUUGGCUCGAUCCCAAGGAGAGACAUUUUUAUAUGUCUUACCUCCGAUCAUACUCAACUUUCGAGGCAGACGGCAUUCGAGGGUGCAACAACACCAUCAAAAACAUGAUUGAUAACGCCAAGGGGCUUCGAAAUAUCAAGAUUGGGGAAGCUCUUGUCACUCUAGAACCCAUCAAAGAUUCUUGGAAUCCUCUACCUACCGUCACCAACCAACCAACGCCCAAUAGCUCCUUUGUUGAAGACCCGAGAUCCCGGUAUAAGUCGCUCCUUAAGGCUGGUAUCCUUCACUGCGACAUAUCGAUCGGCAACAUCAUGCUCACAGAGAAUGAAGAGGACGGUUUCCUCAUCGAUCUUGACCUUGUUAUCUGA